AGCUGGGGUGCACACCUGCACGAGGUACCCUCCCGCUUGCCUCCUUCCACAGCAGACCUCCUCGUCACCCUGUGCUCUCCCCUUCUAAAGCAGUCAUGUCUGUGCCGAAGAGUGCUGGGGCUCCCCAGGGAGCCGUUACCCUCAAAUUGGACAGCAUGUCGACUCCCGAAAGUGCCAGGAAGCUGCAGAACAAGGACUCUAGAUUCUUGGACGGGAGCCCUUCAGAGUCGCCGGACUUGGAGAAGACCAAGGGCAUAACAUUGUUCCAGACCUUGGUUCACUUGUUGAAAGGCAACAUGGGCACAGGGAUCCUGGGACUGCCCCUGGCCGUGAAGAACGCUGGCAUCCUGGUGGGCCCACUCAGCCUGCUGGUGAUGGGCUUGGUCGCCUGCCACUGCAUGCUCAUCUUGGUCAGGUGUGCCCAGCGCUUCUGCCAGAGGCUUAACAAGCCCUUUCUGGACUAUGGGGAUACGGUGAUGCAUGGACUAGAAGCCAGCCCCAGCACCUGGCUCCAGAACCACGCCCACUGGGGAAGGCGUAUCGUGAGCUUCUUCCUUAUUGUCACCCAGCUGGGCUUCUGCUGUGUGUAUAUUGUGUUUCUGGCCGAUAAUUUAAAACAGGUAGCGGAAGCCAUUAAUAGCACCACCAACAACUGCCACAACAACGAGACAGUCAUUCCGACCCCCACCAUGGACUCACGGCUCUAUAUGCUGGCCUUCCUGCCCGUCCUGGUGCUGCUGGUCUUCAUCCGGAACCUCAGGGUCCUGACCAUCUUCUCCAUGUUGGCCAACAUCAGCAUGCUGGUCAGCCUGGUCAUCAUUGCCCAGUACAUCGCCCAGGACAUUCCGGACCCCAGCCAGUUGCCACUGCUGGCAAGCUGGACGACCUACCCUCUCUUCUUUGGGACAGCCAUUUUUUCAUUCGAAAGCAUUGGCGUGGUUCUACCACUGGAAAACAAGAUGGAGGAUGCCCGCCACUUCCCAAUCAUCCUGUCUUUGGGAAUGUCCAUCAUCACUGCCCUGUACACCAGCAUUGGGGCUCUGGGCUACCUGAGAUUUGGAGAUGAUAUCAAGGCCAGCAUAACCCUCAACCUGCCCAACUGCUGGCUGUACCAGUCCGUCAAGCUCCUCUACAUCAUCGGCAUCCUGUGCACCUAUGCCCUGCAGUUCUACGUCCCUGCCGAGAUCAUCAUCCCCUUCGCCCUCUCCCAGGUGCCAAAGCGCUGGGCAUUGCCUCUGGACCUGUCCAUCCGCCUCGCCCUGGCCUGCCUGACAUGCAUCCUGGCCAUCCUCGUCCCCCGCCUGGACCUGGUCCUCUCCCUGGUGGGCUCCGUGAGCAGCAGCGCCCUGGCCCUCAUCAUCCCACCCCUCCUGGAGAUCGCCACCUACUACUCAGAGGGCAUGAGCCCCCUCACCAUUGCCAAGGACGCCCUGAUCAGCAUCCUGGGCUUCGUGGGCUUCGUGGCAGGGACCUACCAGGCCCUCUAUGAACUGAUCGAAUCAGAAGAGUCUCUCCCCUUUUCUAACUCCACCACUUUUGUUCAGUGACCAUGGUGCUGCUUCUUGCCCACCAGUACCUGACUUAUGAUGACACGGAUCUCUUUCACUUGCAUUAUCUUUAUAAUGCAUCUUUACUUUGCCUUUUCUCUGAGCCAACUCGAGGUGAAACAAGGAAGGACUCACCAGCUUAAAAGUCUAAUUGGUAAUUUUAAAUAUAUAUAUAUAUAUAUAUA
Messenger RNA from Microcebus murinus (gray mouse lemur), 1732 nucleotides. Its product is annotated as proton-coupled amino acid transporter 2. Gene Ontology annotation, molecular function: glycine transmembrane transporter activity; L-alanine transmembrane transporter activity; amino acid:proton symporter activity. Gene Ontology annotation, cellular component: vacuolar membrane. The record is from RefSeq and is a predicted model, not a curated record. Gene Ontology annotation, biological process: glycine transport; L-alanine transport; proline transmembrane transport. Lineage: Eukaryota; Metazoa; Chordata; Mammalia; Primates; Cheirogaleidae.